Messenger RNA from Spizellomyces punctatus DAOM BR117, 2856 nucleotides. RefSeq lists its product as uncharacterized. Gene Ontology annotation, cellular component: fungal-type vacuole membrane. The transcript is spliced from 7 exons. Gene Ontology annotation, biological process: amino acid transmembrane transport. Gene Ontology annotation, molecular function: L-arginine transmembrane transporter activity; L-lysine transmembrane transporter activity; L-serine transmembrane transporter activity. Lineage: Eukaryota; Fungi; Chytridiomycota; Chytridiomycetes; Spizellomycetales; Spizellomycetaceae. The record is from RefSeq and is a predicted model, not a curated record. The coding region runs from base 1236 to 2750 and encodes 504 amino acids.
GGCCACGCCACGAGCCUGCAGCUUCGCCCAACCAGAAACAGUUGACCAAACGUUUUCCCCCAACAAAAGUUUCAACAGCUUGUUUGAUGCGGCAGGUAAAAAGUUGCAUUGGAUUUUCAUGCUCUCGACAUACAGUACGGGCGCGCUAUGUCGUCUACCGCCCGGAAGAGAGAUGCCAUGUGUAUCCUAGAGUUCAUGACUUGCUCGAAACAUGGAGUUGACGAGAAUGCUCGUUGUCCAAGUCACACGACAAGGUCCAUCAGCACGAGAGAAGAGCAGGAGCGAACGAGACUGGGGUGAUUGUCAGAAUCCCAUCCACUGCCUCUAAAAGGCGCCUUCCCGUGACGACCACCAUUUCUACCUCCUCAGAUAGAGAAUUGCAGAUCAGAGAAAGCGCGGGGUUCACGGUAGGAUUCCCCCGGUCUUGUUUUCUGUAUCUAUCGUAUCCGACCGAGUAUAUCGAUGGCGGGGAUACGAUCAAAAGGAAAAUCUUUGGAUGAUAAGAAUGACCAAAGAUGCAAUCAAAACGUUGCACUGCAAUGUCGCGUGCCUGUCAAACAUUUCCAUUGCGUCGAGCGAUGAAUGACGAUCGGGGCAUGGGCAGUGUCGGAGCGUGCGAUGGAAAACAAUGGAAAUCAAAGGCCAUUGAAAGAAACGACACCGCCGAAGGACCACAGCAAAGCCGAGCACGAGUCUGUCCACGUGCUCAUGUGCAUGGGCUUCUUCUUUUUACUGGUUUUUCUUUUUUGACACCAACCGUUGACCCACAUGACGAUUCCUGGGCGGCCGCAAAAACGUGGUGUGUAGCGUGUUUGAUGUUUUGCAUCUUUUAAAGUCGCCAGCCAUCAGUUUAGAUCACUUGUUCGUUUUUCCGUCGAGCAGAUUACUUGUCGCAUUGUAAAAAGUGAUUGUAAAAGGUGACCAAUGGGUCUCGACCAGCUCUCCAAUAUGCUACUUUGUUAUUGCGCAAUAAAUCGUUUUGACAGUGUCAUUCCGCUGGUCAAUGGCUAGCAUUACGUAAUCCGACGAAGCCUUGCCCUAGAUCAAUCCCCCCAAAAGUGGUCCUUGGAGUGUCAACCAAGUUUAAACAUGUUGUUAAAUUUGACAAUGCAAACUGUAGGGGAUAUGUUCUGGAUGACGCGCGCGCAAAUAAAGGGAUACCAAAACAAACAAACUAUAUACAACAUCCCAUCUUGCAUCACAUCUGUCGUCGUCUGCUUCUAUUGCACCAAUACAUGACGGUCAGGUCUUCCAGCCUUCUUUCCAUUCCUGGACAUGUCCGCCCGUCGUUAGAUGUUGAGAAGGAUGCAGCAGGCGAAAUGGAGCGGCUUUUGUUUGUGGAGAGAGGAGAGGACGAGGAGGAGGACAGAGAGGGAGAGGAAGUUAGGGGAGCCCCCAGUGUGGUAUCGUCGACUGUCAACUUGAUCAAUACCAUACUUGGGACACAAAUGCUGAGUAUGGCUUACGCAUUUGGAAAACUCGGUCCUGGCCUCGGAACUAUCCUCCUUCUCCUUUUCGCUUUUUUCACUCGCUCAUCGCUGCGUCUUCUUGUCACGUCCGCUCAACGAAUCCCACACCAUGACACGCGCAACGCUCGCCUAACAGAGCCCGGCACGCCAUCCUAUGCAACGCUUGCCCGCGCAGCGUUUGGGAAUUCUGCGGCACCAGUGGUGGAUGCCAUGAUGGUUCUUGCGUGUCUUGGAUUUGCGAUUAGUUAUCUGGUGAUGCUCAUGGAUGGGAUGCCGAGAGUUCUUUGGGAGGUUGUGCCGGGAUGGGAUGGAAGUGGAGCAUGGAUUGUGCAAGUCCUAAGUGGAGGCAAAUUUUGGUUGUUUGCGUCGCUCCUUCUCAUUGUCCCACUUUCCUUUUCCCGUGAUGUGGAUGAUUUCAAAUGGUUCUCUGGCACGGCCUUGGCUUGUGCAGUCUACAUGGCCGGUGUGGUCGUGUAUUGUUAUUUCAGCGGUGAAGGCCAACACGAAGGGCCACGGGUUCCAACCACCUCGCCUGAGCGGCCAUGGUUUAUUUUCACGGAUAAAGCGAUGGGUGUUUUGCCUAUUUUUGUGUUUGCUUUUACCUGUCAUCAAAAUAUGUUUGCCAUCUAUAAUGAACUUGCGGCUGCGGAGAAAAAUGUAAAGGUUGCGCGCAGCUCCGACCCAGAUGUGACCCUCCGCCAUAUUCAUCUCAUUACGGAUGUCUCGGUUGCGGCCUGCUUUAUUAUUUACUUUGCAGUAGGAGUGGCCGGCUACCUCACCUUUGGCGACAAUGCCGACAUGGUGUUGUUGAAUAACUAUGCCGCGAUCCCAGCAACAACAUUAGCACGAGUCUCCUUUGUUCUCCUCUCCGCAUUCUCUUACCCCAUCCAACUUCAUCCAUGCCGUGCGGCCCUCGACUCGCUCUUGAUGCAUUUUAGUCCGGCCAAGGCCCGGCCGACUCUGCAUCAUUAUACCUCUCUACAACAUCUGACACCAGGACAGUCGCCACGACAUCGAGAGUCUAUCAUUCGCAAACGUAUGACAUUAUUUCUUUUGGUACUCAGCUAUCUCUGCGCCGCUUGCGUUCCUCCAGCCAUGUUGGAUAAAAUACUAGUGUUUCUUGGUGCCACGUGUGGCAGUGCAGUCUGUUAUGUCUUACCUGGAAUGAUAUUUAGAAAGGUGGGUGAAGCUGGGGAGGGGUGGGAAGCAUUUGUGGCUGUUACGGUGGAGGUGAUUGGGGCUGCUUGUGGUUGUGUGGGCAUCGUGUAUUGCUUGGUGUGAACGAACUGGGCGGGUAACAUUAGACAUAUACCUAACAAUCAACUAAUCACGUAUUGUUUUGGCCGAGAUUUGAACGGUUGUUAAUGCUCAGAAUGAAUUAUAUCAA